CACCGAGCUGAAGCCGAUCUCGGGUUCUCAAAAACCAGCACUAAAUUAGACGGCGCAUAGCAGGACUGCCUGCUUCCUCGUCGUCUUAGUUUCCAUAGCUUCUACCCCUUCCCCCCUCACCCGUCAGUCCGUCGAGUCCUUAGCUGUGUGCUGUUAAAGGGUGCCCGGCUCCUGGCCUUCCAAGCGCGGAUUGGCGCACCAGCUCCGGCUUGGCUCCGCCCCCACCAAAACAGAAAGGCCCACGGAAGUGUCCACAUCUCGUUGCGUCGCGGUGCGAUUCGGAGCUCAGAACGAGGUCGAGCGCCAACCAGGAUGCCGCGACAGACAUGGAGUCGCCUUUUGGGCUGGGAUUGGGACCCCAGGCGAGGCCAUCGCGACCACAGCAAUUGGUGGGAGGAGUCGAGGCAACGGCUGCUGCCGCGCUACCGCGAUGAAUCGAUCCAGUCGGCCAUCCCCGCGCAGGCCGUCACCGAGGUCGCGCUCCGCAUCCGCCACCUGAUCGAGGAAUGCGUCCCCUGCGAGCUCAAGCCGGAGCUGGUGACGAGCCCGCACAGCAAGGUCAUCACCCCCAAGGUCGUCCGGGCUGCCAAGGAAGCCGGCGGCCGCGAGCACGGCGCCUGCGUGGUGUUCUGUCUCCUGGUCAACAAGCGCUGGUGGCGCCACCAGGCCCUGCUGGAGCUGUGGGAUGCCGACCUUCACCAUCUGCGCGCCAUCGCCUGCGAGGUCAUCGCCAAGAAGAUCAUCGAGUCCGAGGAGGACGCCGAGUACCUCCUGCACUCGGUCCUGCUCAAGCGCUACUCCAUCCUGGUCAACGGCCACCCCACGCACCCUGUAAACGUCGUCGAGAAGGCCGUCGACUUGCACGCCCUGCGCGUCAUCGGCUCUUCGGGCUACCAGAAGUGCAUCAACUUUCUCUGGCGCGGCUGGCUGGUCCAGGACGAGGAUGACCCGGCCACCUUCAUCGACUACAGGGACAAGGACAACACGUCCUACGCUGCCCACCUCGACCCGGACCGCAUGCGUUCGCCCAUGUACCAGAACGCCACGCAGAUGCUCAUAUCCUUUGCUUACCUGGGCCUGUACACCGUCGCCAUGAACACGGUCAAUCAAGACGCCGGCAUCGACUUUGUCGAGGGCUUGCUCUACACCUUCACCCUGGGCUUCAUCUGCGACGAGAUCGCCAAGCUCUGGAAGGUCGGCUACCACAUUCUGAACUUUUGGAAUGCUUUCAAUUCCAUCCUGUACACCCUGCUGGCCACCAGCUUCGUGCUCCGUUGCGUCGCCCUGAGCCACGGCCCGGACGAUCCUGGCGGGCUUCGCCAUCACUACAGCGCCCUCAGCUACGGCUUCCUGGCCGUGAGCGCCCCCAUGUUCUGGGCCCGCCUGCUGCUGUACCUCGACAGUUUCCGCUUCUUCGGCGCCAUGCUGGUCGUGCUCAAGGUCAUGAUGAAGGAGUCCAUCAUCUUCUUCGCCCUUCUGGUCGUCAUCAUCCUCGGCUUCCUGCAGGCGUUCGUCGGUCUCGACUACGCCGAUGACAGGGCUGCCGAAGACAUGCUCUACAUCAUCCAGUCCAUGGCCAACGCCGUGAUGCAGUCUCCGGACUUCAGCGGGUUCGAAAGAUUCCGGCCGCCCUUUGGCCUGAUCCUCUACUACUGCUUCACCUUCGUUGUCAUGGUUGUACUCCUCAACAUCCUGAUUGCCCUGUACAACUCCGCCUACCAGGACAUCUACGACAACGCGAACGACGAGUACCUCGCCAUGUUUGCCCAAAAGACCUUGACCUUUGUGCGCGCGCCCGACGAGAACGUCUUCAUCCCUCCCUUCAACCUCAUCGAGAUCUUCCUCCUCGCCCUGCCGCUCGAGUGGUGGAUGGACAAGAAGACGUACGAGCGCAUCAACGACGUCGUCAUGGGCGUCAUCUACUCCCCGCUGCUGCUGAUCUCGGCCUACUUCGAGACGAGCUGGGCCCGCGAGAUCCGCCGCAACCGCGCCCGCGGCGAAGCCGACGACGACACGGUGGAGGAGUGGGAGCAAAUGCUGGGACAGCUGGACUUCGAGGCCGACGGUUGGAAGAUGAAGGUCGACGCGGCCAAGAGCAACCUGGACGAAGAUCCCGCCGUAGUCGAGGUCAGGAGGUUGAGGGAAGAGGUCAAGCAGCUGAAGGACGUCGUCCUGUCUUUGCACAAGGCGCUGGGCGAGGUCAAAGGCGAGGGCGAUGGGAGCUAGACUCGGCCUCGGCCCUCUCCGUCGCUAGCACAUUGCCCAACAGGCCUUCUCUUCGGUUGGAAUCUGUUUACACCGUGACACACUGCGCUUUUGACUAAUCGCGUAUCUCUUGUCGUUUUCAAGACACUGCCGUAAUGGAC
Molecule: messenger RNA, 2366 nt
Organism: Thermothielavioides terrestris NRRL 8126
Lineage: Eukaryota; Fungi; Ascomycota; Sordariomycetes; Sordariales; Chaetomiaceae
Exons: 3
Coding region: 313-2226 (637 amino acids)
Biological process (GO): transmembrane transport; monoatomic ion transport
Cellular component (GO): membrane
Molecular function (GO): monoatomic ion channel activity
Source: RefSeq, a predicted model, not a curated record